UGAUUUCUGACUUAUAUUGAUUCCUAAUAAAACAAACAGCUGUUUUGUCUCUACUGGGCAUUGCACAUAGUGAAUUUACGAAGGAAAAAAAAUUACCAAAGGCUAUGUAGCCCAGAGACUGACAAGAAACCACAUUUUAAUUUUUUUCAGAAGUUACAGGCACAUUGCAAUUUGGGAGUAGAAACUGGAUUUAAAAAUUCAUAACUUCUUCCAACACAAUAGGCAAAUUAGUAUUUUUGUAAUUGAAUAUAAGCUCCCAAGAGCAAGAACUUUUGUGUUUAAUUUACUGUUUUAUCUCCAGAAGAUAGAAAAAUGCCCUGCACAGAGAAAUACUGGCUAAGCGAAUAAAUGAAUUUGUCUUGAGCAGAGUUUUGUGUGCUAAACUUGUACCUUUAUAAGGAAGAUGACUACAGAUAUAGAUAUACAGAUAAUACUUCUGCUCCCGCAACUGUUGUUAGCUACCUGAACAAGACUGCAUAACAAGAGAGGAAAAGUUUAUAACACUCUUAGGACCCAGAAGGCUUCCAAUGCAUUUUAGCUAUUACAUUACGCUUUGAAAUGAAAAAUAUCUGAUGUUAUAAAGCAGGACGCUUGGUGGCGCUGCAGGCUAAGAGAGUGAAAAUCUGUCUCUGCAGCCUCCAUAAAAGCUGAGCGGUUUCUGGCAACUCGAAAAGGAAACGUUUUACACUACUGGGGAUAAAGGGUUUCAGAUAGGCAGCUAUCCCCAUGUCAGUCAAUGUUAAGAAGAAUUAACAAGAUUAUUGAAGCAAGAUAGCAGAGUUGGCUGCAAAGCAAUUAUUUUGGGAUUAAAUACUGCAUCUUUUGGACCCUGAGGAAUGAUGGAGACGCCGCUGCCCAAAGCGCCGCAGAAAAGGCAAGUGACCGCCAUUAUUAUCCUAUUGCUAUUGUGGGAGGCGGGCGGCGCGACCAUUAAGUAUUCUGUUCUAGAAGAGAGGGACAGCGGUUCUUUUGUGGCUGACCUAGCAAAAGAUCUGGGGUUGGGCAUAGGGGAGCUGGCCUCGCGGGGCGCCCGGAUUCUUUCCAAAGGGAAUAAACAGCAUUUGCGGCUCGAGCAGAAGAGUGGAAGUUUGCUCCUAAAAGAAAAAUUGGACAGGGAAGAGUUGUGCGGUGACACAGAUCCAUGUAUACUGCAUUUCCAGGUGUUACUGAAAAACCCGGUGCAGUUUAUUCAAGGUGAACUGCAGCUCCUAGACGUAAAUGACCAUGCCCCAAAAUUCUUGGAAAAUGAAAUCCUCCUGAAAAUCCCGGAAAGCAGUCAUCCGGGGACUGCAUUUCCUUUGAAAAUAGCGGAAGAUUUAGACGUGGGCAGCAACACAGUUCAGAACUACACAAUUAGCACAAACUCCCAUUUCCACCUUUUCACUCGCAAUCACAGCGACGGCAGGAAAUACCCGGAGCUGGUAUUGGACAAAGCGCUGGACCGUGAGGAUCAGCCGGAGCUCAGGUUAACCCUCACGGCGCGGGAUGGCGGGUCACCGCCCAGGACUGGGACUUCCCAGGUUCUCAUCUUGGUCCUGGACAUAAACGACAACGCCCCGGAAUUUGCUCAGCCACUCUACGAGGUGCAGGUCUCAGAGAACAGCCCCAUAGGCUCCCUUGUCAUCACUGUCUCCGCUAGAGAUUUAGAUGCUGGGACCCACGGAGAACUUUCCUACUCAUUUUUCCAAUCCUCAAAUCAAGUCGUUCAGGCCUUUGAAAUAAACACAGUCACGGGAGAAAUUCGAUUAAGAAAAAUGUUGGAUUUUGAGGAAAUUCAAUCUUACCGUAUGGAAAUUGAGGCCUCAGACGGCGGAGGUCUCACAGGAAAAUGCACAGUAGCAAUAGAAGUGAUGGAUGUAAACGACAACGCCCCCGAACUGACCAUGUCGUUACUCAUCAGUGACGUCCCAGAAAACACCCCUGACACUGUGGUCGCUAUUUUCGGAAUUUCAGAUGCAGACUCCGGAGACAACGGCAAAAUGAUGUGCUCCAUCCAAGCUGAUCUCCCCUUCCUUCUGAAACUUACUGUAGAAAAUUUCUACACUCUGGUAACAGAAGGAGCGCUUGACAGAGAGAGCAGAGCCGAGUACAACAUCACCAUCACCGUCACAGACAUGGGAACACCCAGGCUGAAAACCCAGCACAACAUAACCGUGCUGGUCUCCGACGUCAACGACAACGCCCCGGCCUUCACCCAAACCUCCUACACCCUCUGGGUCCGCGAGAACAACAGCCCCGCCCUGCACAUCGGCAGCGUCAGCGCCACGGACACAGACGCAGGCGCCAACGCCCAGCUCACCUACUCGCUGCUGCCGCCCCAGGACCCGCACCUGCCCCUGGCCUCCCUCGUGUCCAUCAACGCCGACAACGGCCACCUGUUCGCCCUCAGGUCCCUGGACUACGAGGCCCUGCAGGCCUUCGAGUUCGGCGUGGGCGCCACGGACCGCGGCUCGCCGGCGCUGAGCAGCCAGGCGCGGGUGCGCGUGCUGGUGCUGGACGCCAACGACAACUCGCCCUUCGUGCUGUACCCGCUGCAGAACGGCUCUGCGCCCUGCACCGAGCUGGUGCCCCGGGCGGCCGAGGCGGGCUACCUGGUCACCAAGGUGGUGGCGGUAGACGGCGACUCGGGCCAGAACGCCUGGCUGUCGUACCAGCUGCUCAAGGCCACGGAGCCCGGGCUGUUCGGCGUGUGGCCGCACAACGGCGAGGUGCGCACGGCCAGGCUGCUGAGCGAGCGCGACGCGCCCAAGCACAGGCUGCUGGUGCAGGUCAGGGACAAUGGCGAGCCGCCGCGCUCGGCCAGCGUCACGCUGCACGUGCUGCUGGUGGACGGCUUCUCCCAGCCCUACCUGCCGCUGCCCGAGGCGGCGGCCGAGCAGGCGCGGGCCGACCCGCUCACCGUCUACCUGGUCGUCGCGCUGGCGUCGGUGUCGUCGCUCUUCCUCCUGUCGGUGCUGCUGUUCGUCGCGGUGCGGCUGUGCAGGAGGAGCAGGGCCGCGUCGCUGGGUGGCUGCUCGGUGCCCGAGGGCCCCUUUCCGGGCCACCUGGUGGACGUGAGUGGCACCGGGACCCUGUCCCAGAGCUACCAGUAUGAGGUGUGUCUCAGGGGAGGUUCAGGGACCAGGGAGUUCAAAUUUCUCAAACCGAUAGUCCCCAUCUUCGCGGGUGAAGGAGCUGAUGGAGACACUGAGGAAAACUCUAACUUCAGAAAUCAUUUUGAGUUCAAUUAGGAAUCUCACCUUGACAAGAGUUAUAAAUGAUAAUAGUCAUUUUAGUACUAGUUCCCAAUCCUUUCAUUCACAUAAAGAGCUUACAUAUUCACAGUUAUUGUCAUAUUUAUAGUUAUUUCUACCUGUUGAAGCAUUUUACAUUCUGAAUCUCUGGGUGUUUUGUUGUUAUUUUUGUUCUUUUUAGCCAUCUCACAUUUUGCAUGUCCAUACAAUAGCUGAGAAAUCGUGUUCCUCAGGUUUUUGGGUGUUAGGUUUGUGGAAGUCAGAAAUGUUUUCAGGUUUCUGAUCUUUGAGCUUGUUCAUUAAUAUCUUGUUAUGAUUAAGAGAAUUGUGUUUUAUGAUUAUUAUCAGCAUGAGUCUAACUAUUGUAAAUGACAGCUUUCAGUUUUAAAAAUAAUUUUCAUUAAUGCAAAAACUUUUGUGAACUCAAAUUGUUGGAUUUCUGUAGUGUUGUUUUGAAAAUACUAUUGUCUUUCCUCAAAUGAACUAAUAUUUUAUCUGUUUUCUAACUUGCGUACUUUCUUUCAAAAUUGAUAUCAUUUAAUUCGAUCAUCUGCUAUAAUUUUAAACGAUUCUAGUCCUUUUAAAUAGAAAAAAUAUUGGUAGUCUUAAGAUUACUUUUUCAUAAUAAAUGGAUUUGGGUACGUAAAUAAUGAUUCUCACUCUUUUAAAAUAAUAUAUAGUCACAUGCUUAAACAUAUUUAAUAAGAAAAAAGAAAGCAAAUUAACAUCAUUAUUCCACCAUUCAGAAAUAAUUAUCAUUAACAUUAAGUCUCUAUCAGUCUAAAAUAUUUCUACAAAUGCAUUUAAGAAUAAGUUAAUAGAUGGAAAUAAUUUUAUAAAAUGCAUCUAUAAUAAAUUGCUAACUUUAUGAUUAAAACUAUCAGAUUUUACUUGAAUAUGAUAAAACAAAAUAAUAUGAAGCUACAGAACUUGCUUAAGCUUACAUAAAUAAUCCCUACAACGUUAAAAAACAAGGGUAUGAUGCAUAUUAAGAUAUUAGCAUCACAACUGUCUGCUUGAAAAUGAGCAAAUAAACAUUUUCCUCCCUCCUCUCCUCAUCUUAUUUUAUACUUUUUGUUAUAGUUACUUUAUUAAUGUUUAUAACAUUUACAAUGUAUUUCAAAAGGAUAAUCCCCACAAUUGUUCAGACAUUUUACGUUUUAAAAAUUUGUCAUAUAAUGCUACACUUUUUUUCAGUUUUAUUCAAGAUUGACUGUCUGGAGUUAACUUCUGAAGCUCUUGUUUGUUUCAUGAUAUUUUCAUAUUUCUAAACAAUAUGCUUCUAAAAUACUUUUUAUCAAAUUUCAGGUUUAGAUACUAUUUGCUUUUUUUUUUUUUUUUAGAUUUAAAAUUUU
Equus caballus (horse) is the source of this 4588-nucleotide messenger RNA. RefSeq names its product protocadherin beta-17. Gene Ontology annotation, molecular function: calcium ion binding. Lineage: Eukaryota; Metazoa; Chordata; Mammalia; Perissodactyla; Equidae. The record is from RefSeq and is a predicted model, not a curated record. Gene Ontology annotation, cellular component: plasma membrane. Gene Ontology annotation, biological process: homophilic cell-cell adhesion.